AUGGCUGUAGCCAGUGCAAGGUACGGCUGCAACGAGCAGCACCCAACAUGUAACAACUGCGAGCGCCGACAAAUCUUUUGCGACUUCUCCUUAUCGCCUGGGGCCAGUAAUUCUCCUGGUAAUGGCGAACAUGGACAACAGCUCGAACGCUCGACCUCAGGCAGUAUUAGUCAAAGGACGCCAUCACAGGUAGCGGCCGACCUUUUCAAGCAGCCGGAUCUUGUGAGCACGAAGAGCACCACCGAUUUGGAUGUUACAGAUCUUCGGUUGAUGCAUCACUUCUCCAGUGUCGUGGCUCUUGAUCUUGCCAACGACCGAACACCAGAGGCACGAGCCUUAUGGCAAGUGCAUGCUGUUGAACUCGGAUUCAAGCAUCAUUUCUUACUCCGAGGCAUACUGGCAGUGUCGGCUUUUCAUCUGGCUUUUUUGCACCCGGAGAGGAUGGCAGAGUAUGCUGUGAUCGGAAGCUCUCAUCAAAGCAUCGGACUGAACGACUUUCAAGCAACGUUACCCCAUGUGAAUGGAACCAACUGUCAUGCGCUUUUCGCCUUUUCCUGCCUGAUUAUUGUUCUGGCAUUCGCUUCUAGCACAAAGGCUAAAGCGAGAGAUCUGAACAGCGAGGUUCUACACUGGUUUUAUCUCCUGAGAGGUGCGAAUAUUGUGCUGAAUAUGCACUUCGAAGCACUUCGAUCUAGUUUCCUUAAACCCUUAUUGGAUGAGAUGGCACAUAUCGAGAACACCGCCGCCUACCGAUUUCCUCACACCGAACAGAUCACCAAGUUAUUCCGGAUUUGCAACUCGAAAGAACAAGACCCAGAAUCUGCUCAGGCUUAUGACCUAGCCAUCCAUUCUUUGCUCAGUACGUUCAUUCAGGUGUCCUUACUCAGAGACCGUGGCGAAGGAACUGUUCUCGCUACCUUUGUCUGGCCAAUCAAUCUCUCACCACGAUUCUUAGAUCUCCUGGAAGAAAAACAGCCCGAAGCCAUCAUUAUCCUUGCCCACUAUUGUGUGCUUAUUUAUUGGUCAGAGACCACAGAUUCUAAUGAGAAGACCUGGUUUAUCGUGGGCUGGGCAAAGUAUAUGCUGGAAUCCAUCCGAGAGAUCGUGCCUGAGGCGUGGCAAGAACACCUAGAGUGGCCACAGGCGAUGAUCGUUGAAUGA
Exophiala bonariae is the source of this 1161-nucleotide messenger RNA. RefSeq lists its product as uncharacterized. Gene Ontology annotation, molecular function: DNA-binding transcription activator activity, RNA polymerase II-specific. The coding region runs from base 1 to 1161 and encodes 386 amino acids. The record is from RefSeq and is a predicted model, not a curated record. Gene Ontology annotation, biological process: regulation of transcription by RNA polymerase II. The transcript is spliced from 2 exons. Lineage: Eukaryota; Fungi; Ascomycota; Eurotiomycetes; Chaetothyriales; Herpotrichiellaceae.